This is a messenger RNA of Cherax quadricarinatus, 2454 nucleotides long. RefSeq names its product RNA pseudouridylate synthase domain-containing protein 1. NCBI's taxonomy places the organism in Eukaryota, Metazoa, Arthropoda, Malacostraca, Decapoda, Parastacidae. The record is from RefSeq and is a predicted model, not a curated record. Gene Ontology annotation, biological process: enzyme-directed rRNA pseudouridine synthesis. Gene Ontology annotation, molecular function: pseudouridine synthase activity; RNA binding.
AUAUAUAAAAACCCCGGCCAGUGUUGUGUUUACCUUGGGAGGAGCAGCAUGUCUGACCCACCGUCUUAUUUAUCACUUUUUUACUAUAUAUUCCAGUUAUUAGUGACUAAUUGAGCCGUUUAAUACCUAGGCAAAUGUCUGGACUAGAUGAAACUGCAGUGCUAAUAUUUGAGAAGAUGGUCUGUAAGGCUUGGCAUCAGUUUGUGUGGAGAGUUUCCAAAAGUUUAUGUCACCUAUUUAGACAAAAGCUGGGUCAUAAUGUACCUCCUAAAAUAACAGACAUAGAGAUUGUUCAUCAGAGUUGUCAUUACAUUGUAGUUAACAAAAGAUAUGAUGUUCUCAUCAACAGUGAUUCCUCAGUAGAUGAGGUAACAGUCCAAACGCAACUUCGACAACUUUUUCCUCACUUGGCCAGUCAGAAGCUUGGACAUGAAUUUCGAUUUGCUCAUCGUCUCGACUUCUCCACUAGUGGGUUGCUGUGUGUAGCUCUUCACAGGAGUGCUGCAGCAGCAGUUGCAAAAUGUUUUGUUCAUAAGCGAGUUGACAAGUACUAUUUGGCUCUUGUAAGGGGUCAUGUUUCAAAAGAGAUGUUGGACAUAUAUCUUCCAAUAGGCAAUGAUACACGUGAAGAAUGGUAUGGGAUAAAAAUGGCCACACCUCUGAGGCGUUACGCUGGUCACUGUAAGACUGCACACACACGGCUUUUGGUUCUUCAGAAAGGUUUAUAUGACGGUUAUCCAGCCACUAAGCUACUCUUGAAGCCUAUAACAGGUCGACGCCACCAACUUCGGGUACAUUUAUCAGAGUCUGGUCAUACCAUUGUGGGAGACUUUACUUAUUCCAAUCGCCGCGACAUUUUGCCUUAUCGCAUGUUUCUUCAUGCAUAUAGGUUAAUAGUGCCUUCAGAAUUUGAGUAUAUUGAUGUAAGAACUGAUGAUCCAUUUUCUGAAAAUGACCCAAGAAAUAAAUGGGUUCCAGUUGAAACAAUUCAUUCCCUAACUGAUGAAGCCUUUGAUAAGUUGAAAUUGGGAAGAAAGUGGUACAAAAAUAGAAAUUCUUAGCCCAAAGUACCUAAAAUGAAUUUAAAAUUUUUAGUUCUGUGUUCAGUGGAUUGUUUUCAAAAUGUUUUGACUGCAGCGGGCUUUUUUUUUUAAGGUCUAAUACAGGCAGUUACAACACAAUCCCUUAGCCUUGAUAGAUGAUAGUCAGUACCUUAGCCCACUAGUGGAAGUAGGUCAUGUUAACAACUUUUUAACAAUAGAACAGGAGGAGACAUCCCUUGUACCAAGAUGCCAUGGUAUUGUGUCAUAUAAUAUGAUAUUGCUAGCAACUAUCAUGCUAAACAGUUGCUAACAUCUAUUUAGCAUAACCUACUUCCACUAGUAGAGCCUGUUCACCUUUGGUUGUCUCCAGCUGCUGCACCUUACUUCUAGCUCCAGUAUACAAGCCUCUGACCUCAUUCCUCUACUAUAGGCUAAGGGACUGACCAUUUCUAUCAAGGAUAUGGGACUGAUCAUCUAAAAACUACCUCUCCAGUUCCACUGUCUUUAUUGUUAUAGAUGCCUGUAUUCAACUGUAGAAUCCUGCUGCACAAGCAAAACACUUUUAACAAUAAAAAUAUCCAUGUGUUGCCCAUAUCCUACUCGUCAACGUGUCGUCAUUAUAUACCAUUUAUAACAUGAUACUGAAACGGGGGAAAAAGUGAUACUAAGAUUCCUGAAUCACCAUAUAAAUAACAUAAGGAAAGUGGCCAAAAAAAAAGCAAAGUUACAGUAAACUGGUUAAGGGUUACAGCUUCAAGCAUUACAAUAGUAACUGUUUACACUGACAUCAUUUGUUGGAAGCUGAAAAUUUUUUGUCAUAAAUAAAACAAGUAUUACAGGGGGAAAUUGCAUAGUUUGAUUAAGAAAGACCUGAUCUAGCAAAUAUAAAACAAACACUUGGAAGGAACCUAGAAUGAAACUAAAUACAACCUCUGCUCACUUAAUGACAGAGUUAGUUCUUAAGACCACAUUGGUAAAUGAAUUUGUUUCUAAGCAAGGCACAUACUAUAAUGGUAGUGGGAUUGUGCCAACCAUAUUGUUUUAAUGUCGCCUUUGCACCCGUUGUAAGUCCGACUCAUUGUUAAGUGAGGAGAGGCUGUAGUGAGGAACUUAAACAUUGCCCUGAGUGUGUAAAUCAUAGUUUACAGGCUUGUAAAGAGUAUCUAUAGGUCACAGUUUUAUGUGAAAAUAUUUAUUAUUUCUAUAGUAUUAGUCAAAAAAUGUGCCAAACCCAUGUGGGUCACACAGUGCUACAUGGAAGAAGGAAAGUGGUGUGAAGGGUGUGUUCGCAUCCUAAAAAUUUAAGGCAGUUUCAGCAUGAGUAUUAAUAAGAAGGUAUUCCAGUGGUUUUAUGUAACAUGAUCCUUGAACUGGUGGUCAUUACUGCAAGGAAAUAAACUUUAGGUUUGUA